CCGAAGAGAAAAGCCCAUAACAAUGAUGAAGCUGAAGAGCCUGAAGCUACAAUCGUGCCGUCUUCGAGCACUGAAUCCCAGAACGAGGUCGUUGAAGAAUCCAGCGAGGAGGCGGAGAACGGAAUAGUGGGAGAACAGAAGGAAAAAGGGAAAAGAGAGGAGAAGAAGAACGGCAAAAAGAAGGUGAAAAAUAAGGGAAAAAUGAAAAUUGAAAAAGAGGAAGAAAACGAGGAGAAGAGUGGGACUACUACAUUGUAUAAGUUUCCAAUGAAUCGGGUCAGUCGGAUUAUUAAGAGCGAGGAUUCGGAUCUUCGGAUUUCUCAGGAGGCGGUUUUCCUCGUCAACAGAGCUUCGGAGAAGUUUCUUGAACUGUUCUGCAAGGAGGCCUAUGAUUGUGCUUUUAUGGAUCACAAGAAACAUAUUGGAUACAACCAUCUGUGUAAUGUUUCUUCCAUUACUAUAACCAUUCAUUCAAAAUAAAUGCAAGCCAUGAACUAAUUGCACAUUUAUGCAUAGUUAGAUGACCUAGCUCCAAUGAAUGUGAAUCCUUGUUGCUGUAAGAUAGGUCACGGAGUGGACUGCAUUUCAUAGAGUAGAACAUGUGAACCGCUUGUGCUUGGUUUGAUAAGCCUUCUUCCUUAUGGAGGCAUGUAUUACACGUGUUUAUGGUAAAUUCUACAGAAUUGUGUUUUCUCAUCGAAACAUAUACAUUUCGGCCUUCCUGGUGAGGCAUUCGAAAAGGCUCAGGUAUU
Messenger RNA from Olea europaea var. sylvestris, 752 nucleotides. Its product is annotated as DNA polymerase epsilon subunit 4. The coding region runs from base 202 to 480 and encodes 92 amino acids. Gene Ontology annotation, biological process: regulation of DNA-templated transcription. Lineage: Eukaryota; Viridiplantae; Streptophyta; Magnoliopsida; Lamiales; Oleaceae. Gene Ontology annotation, cellular component: nucleus. Gene Ontology annotation, molecular function: protein heterodimerization activity. The record is from RefSeq and is a predicted model, not a curated record. The transcript is spliced from 2 exons.